This is a messenger RNA of Clonostachys rhizophaga, 1047 nucleotides long. The record is from the annotation of a GenBank genome assembly. NCBI's taxonomy places the organism in Eukaryota, Fungi, Ascomycota, Sordariomycetes, Hypocreales, Bionectriaceae.
AUGGCGGCCGAGAACCUUUCCAUUCACCUCGCUGAGCGCCCGACGGGGGAGAUCAUCCCGGGGCAGACCUUCUCACAGCAGACCAGCCCAAUUCCGUCACCCGCCGACCUGCAGGAUGGGGAGAUCCUGGUCGAGGUUUUAUAUCUCUCUCUAGAUCCCUCCUUGCGCGCGCAGCUAAUAGACCGCCGAUCCUAUGUGCCGCCCGUGGCCAUUGGCGCAAGAAUGAGCGGAAUCACCGUCUCCCGCGUCCUCGUCACCAAGUCAAAGCUCGCCGCAGAGGGCGACUUCGUCGUCGCCCUCACAGGAUGGACCGAGUACGCGGUCCUCAAGGACGGCCAGUUCGAGCCCCAAGCCAACUACCCACCUGUGAAGAAGCCCCAGGACAUGCUCUCGGCGCUGGGGUUGACGGGCAUCACCGCCUGGAUCGGCCUGAACAACAUCGGAAAGCCGCAGGCCGGCGAGCUCGUGGUCGUGUCGGGGGCUGCCGGAGCCACGGGGAGCGUUGCUGGUCAGAUUGCCAAGAUCAGGGGCGCCACGGUUGUGGGAAUUGCAGGGACGGACGACAAGUGCCGCUGGCUGACGGAGGAGCUCGGGUUUGAUGCUGCAUUGAACUACAAGGCGGAGGAUUUCAAGGAGAAAUUCAUCGAGGCCACCAAGAACUACAUUGAUGUCUACUUUGACAAUGUUGGGGGGGAGAUCCUCGACCUGGCCCUCACCCGGGCCAAGGAGCGCGCUCGAUUCAUCGAAUGCGGCAUGAUCAGCCAAUACAACGGCGUGCCCAAGGGUAUCCAGAACUUGAGCCAGCUCAUGAAGAUGCGCAUCCGGAUGGAAGGAUUCAUUGUCUUCGACCACAAGGACCAGUUCCCGCAAGCUCGAACCGAACUUGCCCAGUGGCUGGCUGAGGGCAAGUUGAAGAAGGAGGAAACUAUCCUAAAGGGCGGGUUGAAAGCGGCCGAAGCUGGACUCCGGGAUCUGCUCAGGGGUGUUAAUACUGGAAAGCUUCUGGUUGAGGUCAGAGACCCCAAUGAGGCCCCAAGAAAGUUGUAG